Molecule: messenger RNA, 1731 nt
Organism: Caenorhabditis briggsae
Lineage: Eukaryota; Metazoa; Nematoda; Chromadorea; Rhabditida; Rhabditidae
Exons: 7
Coding region: 1-1731 (576 amino acids)
Biological process (GO): transmembrane transport; sodium ion transport
Cellular component (GO): membrane
Molecular function (GO): symporter activity
Source: RefSeq, a predicted model, not a curated record
AUGUCUCGAGAUGUUUCUCUUCAUUGGUUAGAUUAUGCAAUUUUCGGUUUAAGUAUUGGAUUAUCAUUGAGUACGGGUGUCUAUCAUGCAAUUAAUAGCCGUAUAAUUCUCCGAAGAGGAGAUAGAACAGCAAAAGAAGAAUAUCUAAUGGGCGGCCGUCAACUUCCCCCACUUCCUGUUGCUCUUUCUCUCUUGACCACAUUCCUCUCUGGAAUUUUGAUGCUUGGAGUUCCGGCUGAAAUGUUCCAAAGAGGUGCUCAAAUCUGGCUCAACUUCGUCAUUGGAGUGGCCUCAUCAAUCGUCACGUGCUUCGUUUUUCUCCCAGUUUUCCACAAAAUGAAGAGCACAUGUCUUCAUGAGUACUUCAUCCAUCGAUACAACUCAAUCCUUAUUCGUCGUCUGUUUUCUCUUUUGUUCCUUUUAUUCACGAUAGUCUACAUGUCAGUUGUUCUUUAUGCUCCAUCAGUUGCACUUUCUCCAGUUCUUCAAAUUAACAAAUGGUAUCUUGUUUUGAUAUUCGGAUGUACAACCACAUUGUACACAUGUCUGGGUGGACUGAAAGCUGUUGUGUGGACCGACUCUUUGCAAGCUGUUAUUAUGUAUUCAGGAGUGUUCACUCUCAUUUACAAAGGAUUGUCUCAUCCACGAGUUGGAGGACUAGAACGGGUUACGAGUAUUGCAUUUGACAGUGGAAGAAUAGAGGAAUUAGCAAGAAUGGAUUGGAGAAUCGAUCAGUACAAUAGUCUCUGGAUCAAUCUUUUUUCUGGGACUAUUGUCUGGUUAGCAUCAUUUGGGGUCAAUCAAUUGGCAAUUCAAAGAUAUGCUAGUCUUCCGAAUCUGAAAGUAGCACAAAGCAUCAUCCUGUACACUCUUGCUCCGUUCACAGUUCUUUGCUCAAUCGUUGCUUUCGUUGGAUUCAUCGCCCUUGCCUAUUUCUACAAUUGCAACCCUCUGGAAACUGGUGAAAUUAAAGAAAGCGACCACAUUACGAUCAUCUUUGCCCGAGAUAUUCUUCAACCAACACCUGGUCUCUUUGGUUUGUAUGUUUCUUGUAUCAUGUCAGCUACACUUUCUACACUUUCAAGUGGAAUGAACAGUAUGGCUGCAGCUAUUUAUGAAGACUUUCUGAAGAACAACCUGGAUGGAAAAAUUACGGAUACAGGAGCAACUCGGCUAAACAAGCUCAUUGUGCUCAUUUGUGGAUUAACAUCAACAGGUCUUGCAUUCCUUGCCGAAGUUCUUGGAGGAAGUCUUCGUAUUUGUAUUUCUGUAAUGGGAGCGAUGUCUGGGCCAAUGGUGGCCAUUUUCGUUCUGGCCCUAUUUUUCCCAAAGAGUGGAUCAAAGUCUUGCCUGAUUUCAUUCUUCCUUUCUAAUCUUUUCUGUCUUAUCAUCUGCAUUGCCAAUUACAUUCAAGACCCGUAUCACGAACUUUUCUUACCAACGAAUACUACUAUGGAAGGCUGUAAUGGGAACUCGAACUUUACGAUCCGAAUGAUGCCCACAUAUGAUGCUCAUUAUGGAAACCCGGAUACUCUGUAUAUCUCCAGAAUAUCCACGUAUUCAUAUGCGGGAGUUGGCUUCGUACUUAUGUUGGUCAUCGGAUGGAUCACUUCUCUUUUUGAAGAAUCUGAUCACAAAGAAGAAAAAAUCAGCCAUUUGACAUUUGCAGGAAGAAAUGAGCCAUGGCCUGAUACCCAUCAUGAGUUCGACCAUUUCUUGAAAGAGAUCUAA